Messenger RNA from Quercus robur (English oak), 3551 nucleotides. RefSeq names its product lysine-specific demethylase JMJ13. The record is from RefSeq and is a predicted model, not a curated record. The coding region runs from base 489 to 3086 and encodes 865 amino acids. Gene Ontology annotation, cellular component: nucleus. Gene Ontology annotation, molecular function: histone demethylase activity. Gene Ontology annotation, biological process: chromatin remodeling. The transcript is spliced from 11 exons. NCBI's taxonomy places the organism in Eukaryota, Viridiplantae, Streptophyta, Magnoliopsida, Fagales, Fagaceae.
AUUAAAGCGUCAAUAUUUUGGAGUAUAAAGCUUUCAAUUAUCCUCUCCUACCUCUUUUUCGGUUUUCUCAACUCUCUCUCUCUCUUUUUCCCUCUUUCUCUCUCUCUCACCGGCUCCGGAAAACCUCGUUCCCUCGCCGGAAAACCGCUCAUUCACCGGCGAGAAAAAGUCUCCGUCUAGCCGGAAAACCGCACGCCUCUCUCUCAUUGACCUCUUCGGAUUUCCUUUUCAGUUUCCCGCGAAUCGAAGCCCAGAACGCUUCGGAUCUCCGAGUUUGACUCGGUCCGGCCUCGCUCGUGGCGUUUCGUGAGAAUGUGGCGGCCCUGGUUGGCGUGGAAGGCUUCGUGUUGAUUUUUCAAAGGCAAGGAUCGUGAUCUAGGGUUUGUUUUCGGGAUUUGGAUUCGGUUUUGAGGCUGUUUUCGCGUUUCUGUUGUUGUUCGGUGAAGCUAACCGAGACGGAGGACUAUAGAGAAGGAUUUCGGAAUGAGAUGGUAGAAGGAAGGGUUCGUUUGUCAAAAGAGGCACAAAAUGGGUUGGAAUUUCUGAAGCGUAAAAGGCUUCAGCGAAUGAAAUCAGAAUCUGUCGCUGAGACUGUGAGCGUCAUGAACACGAUGACUAGGAGUGGUGGAGAUGCUUUGAGAGCUUCCUCAUCAUGUGGUGUGAGGCUACAUGGUAAUGCAGAUGUCUUUUCAAAGCGCAAGGUGGACAAAUUUGAUACAAGUGAUCUAGAAUGGACUGAGAAAAUUCCAGAGUGUCCUGUAUAUACUCCUACAAAGGAGGAGUUUGAGGAUCCUUUUGUAUUUUUGCAGAAGAUAGCUCCAGAAGCUUCAAAACAUGGUAUAUGCAAGAUUAUUUCCCCAUUGAGUGCUUCUGUUCCAGCUGGGGUUGUACUGAUGAAGGAGAAAUCUGGAUUCAAGUUCACAACUAGAGUACAGCCUCUUCGUCUUGCUGAGUGGGACUCUGAUGACAGGGUCACCUUUUUCAUGAGUGGAAGAAAUUAUACUUUUCGUGAUUACGAGAAAAUGGCGAACAAGGUUUUUUCUCGUAGAUAUUGUAGUUCGGGAUGUCUUCCUGCUGCAUAUAUGGAAAAAGAAUUUUGGCAAGAAAUUGCUUGUGGAAAGACAGAAACUGUUGAAUAUGCAUGUGAUGUUGAUGGUAGUGCCUUUUCGUCUUCUCCCAUUGAUCAGCUUGGAAAUAGCAAGUGGAAUUUGAAGAAACUAUCACGGUUGCCCAAGUCUGUUUUGCGUCUUCUGGAUAGAGGAAUUCCGGGAGUAACUGAUCCCAUGCUUUACAUUGGAAUGCUGUUUAGUAUGUUUGCUUGGCAUGUGGAAGAUCAUUAUUUGUACAGUAUAAAUUAUCAUCACUGUGGGGCAGCAAAAACUUGGUAUGGCAUUCCCGGUCAUGCGGCUUUAGACUUUGAAAAGGUGGUCAGGGAGCAUGUCUAUACUCAUGAUAUUCUAUCAACUGAUGGGGAGGAUGGAGCUUUUGAUGUCCUUUUGGGGAAAACUACUCUGUUUCCGCCAAAUAUUUUGUUGGAACGUGGUGUCCCUGUUUACAAGGCUGUGCAGAAGCCCGGGGAGUUCGUAAUUACUUUCCCAAGAGCAUAUCAUGCUGGAUUUAGUCACGGUUUCAAUUGCGGUGAGGCUGUGAACUUUGCAAUUGGUGAUUGGUUUCCCUUGGGGGCUGUAGCUAGCCGACGCUAUGCACUUCUUAACAGGGUGCCUCUGCUUCCUCACGAAGAACUUUUGUGCAAAGAAGCAAUGAUUGUCUCUAUGAGUGUAGAAGUUGAAGAUUUGGAUUAUUCAUCUCAUCAUUGGAUUAAGAUCUGUUUUGUAAAUUUGAUGCGUUUCCAGCACUGUGCCCGCUGGUCUCUAAUGAAAUCAAGGGCUUGCAAUGGUCUUUCUUCAUUUUCUCAUGAAACCAUUCUAUGCAGCAUUUGCAAACGUGAUUGUUAUGUAGCUUAUAUCAGCUGCAACUGUUACAUGCACCCUGUCUGCCUUCGCCAUGAUAUUGAGUCUCUUGACUUCUCGUGUGGGACCAAUCAUACUUUAUUUCUGAGGGAGGAUAUUUCAGAAAUGGAAGCAGCCGCCAAGAAGUUUGAGCAGGAUGGGGGAAUAUUAGAGGAGAUUCAUCGGCAAGCUAGAAGCGGUGAUAACUUGUAUUCAUACCCCCUUUCGUAUAUGUUUCAGAAAGCUGAAAAAGAUGGAUAUUCUCCAUAUUGUGAGAUAGAGUUUGAGGCGAACCCUGAACUUUCUGUCACAACUCAGGAUCACUCGCAAGAUCUCGAGUGUGUUGCUGAUAGCCAGCCCAUGUUGAGUUUUGGAAAAGAAAGUAUUAGAUCUGAAACAUCUGAAGUUUCCCUUUCUGGUGCUGUGUCAACUAAUUCUUCUUCAGUAGACCCUUUUGAGAGCUCACCUGUGCCAAAAAAUCAGGUAAAGAGAAAUGCUAACUUUAAUUCUGGGAAUCCUGGCUCUACAAAUUUUUCUGAAGAAGCUACACGCUACACAUAUGAAUCUACUCGAUCCUCCCAGUCCUGUGAUGAAUGCUUGACACUGCCAAGAAAUCUUCAUAAAUUUGGGGUAAAGCCUACUGUUGAUCAAGACAGUGAUGAUUCUGAUUCGGAGAUAUUUAGGGUUAAACGCCGUUCUUCACUCAAGGUGGAAAAAAGAGAUGUGAAUGAUGCCAUGCAUGCAAAGCAAUCUGAUCACCAGGGUCUUAAACGGCUGAAAAAAGUCCAACCUGAUGGGAGGUGUGGGCAAUUGAUGCCGUCUGAUUGCUGCAGAACUGAUGAAUCAAAUUUAAAAAUUUUCCCUCAUAAUUCUAAAGAAGCUCCGGACAGUGCUUUGAGGGACAGGUUUGCAAGAGGAAGUUCCAUGCCCAUUUCCAUCAAGUAUAAGAAGAUGGCCACUGAGGAAGCAAUAAGUAGACAACAAGAACACAGAAGGGAUAGAUACCAACUUGAUUUGGGAAAGAGCAUGAGGGAACCACCCCCUAUAGAGAUUGGGCCAAAGCGUCUUAAAGUCAGAGGCCCAUCGUCAUAUCUAGGGACAGAGCAGGUUGGAUUGAAGUUUAGAUCACUAGAGUGACAAGAAUUCCAGUUGGCCUGCCUUAGGAGCAUCAUCUUGAGCCUGACUUUGCUAACUUCAUUUUCUCUAAUGGGGUUCUAACAACACGGAUAAUCUGAAGAUUGAUUACGGGGGAGCAGCAGUAAAAAAUUAACCAAGAUUAGGAUUAAAAUUUAUAUUCUUUGUGCAAGCCUCAAAUUGAGGCUUGCACUGGUGGUGAUUCUUGGGGUUCUCGGGCCGGGGUGUUUUUCCGUCUUUGGCAGGGGAACCUUCCUGCAUGGUAAAAUUUAGAGAUCUGACAGUGAAUGAUGUAAAUUUGUUUUUAUCACUCAAUUAAUUGUUUUUAGGAAUGUGGGUAUUCCUAUUGGUCUCUCAUGUAAGGUCAGCUCUGCUGCUUCCCAUUUUAGGUUCUUUAUUCUUUUUGUAGCAAUGGUCCUUGUACCUCGGACUACUUGAAUAAAAAUCAGUGAAAUGCCUUUUUUCUUU